Peromyscus eremicus (cactus mouse) is the source of this 4238-nucleotide messenger RNA. RefSeq names its product aryl hydrocarbon receptor repressor (gene Ahrr). Gene Ontology annotation, biological process: regulation of transcription by RNA polymerase II. The record is from RefSeq and is a predicted model, not a curated record. Gene Ontology annotation, cellular component: nucleus; aryl hydrocarbon receptor complex. NCBI's taxonomy places the organism in Eukaryota, Metazoa, Chordata, Mammalia, Rodentia, Cricetidae. Gene Ontology annotation, molecular function: nuclear receptor activity; transcription cis-regulatory region binding. The transcript is spliced from 7 exons. Bases 39 to 1763 code for a protein of 574 amino acids.
CUCUCAAUGGCUUUGCUCUGGUGGUGAGUGCAGAAGGAAUGAUCUUUUAUGCAUCGGCAACAAUUGUGGACUAUCUGGGCUUCCAUCAGACUGAUGUAAUGCACCAAAACAUUUAUGACUACAUCCAUGUGGAUGACCGACAGGACUUCUGCAGACAGCUGCACUGGGCCAUGGACCCUCCACAGGUGGUGUUUGGACAGUCCCCACAUGCCGACACAGACAGUACCAUCCUCGGGAAGUUGCUCAGGGCCCAGGAACGGGGCAAGGGCUUGCCGUCAGAGUACUCAGCCUUCUUGACACGUUGUUUCAUCUGUCGUGUUCGCUGCUUGCUGGACAGCACCUCUGGCUUUCUGACUAUGCAGUUCCAAGGAAAAUUAAAAUUCCUGUUUGGACAGAAGAAGAAGGCACCAUCAGGAACAGCCCUUCCCCCUCGACUCUCGUUGUUUUGCAUUGUGGUACCAGUCCUGCCUUCCAUGGCUGAGAUGAAAAUGAAAAGUGCAUUCUUGAGGGCGAAGCACAGGACAGACUUUGUAGUUACAGUGGACUCAAGGGCAAAAGCUGUUACAAGUCUGUGUGAAUCAGAAUUGCAUCCCAAACACAAUUACUUAGCAGGAAGGAGUAAUGGAGAAAAUGGCAUUUCACUAUUCAGGGGACAAACAGAUAGGAGCCACUGGGCCCGGGCUUUAGCCAGGCCUUCAUGUCUGUGCCUCAGGGGUGGUCCUGAUCUCCUCCCAGACCCCAAGGGGGCUUCAGGGGACAGAGAAGAAGAGAACCAGAAGCAUGCACCAAGAAGGUCCACUGGUGUCCGGGGGCAGAGGGAGAUGCACAAGUACAAUUAUGGCUUGGAAACACCAGUACACUUGAGGCACCUGAACUGGAACACAGAACAGAGAAGUCAGGAGGUCACUACCAAGCUGACUCGGCAGCCUAGUAAGAAUGAGCCAUCCACAUGUCCAGUGCCCCAUGGUUCCUGUUUGCCUUACCCUGGAAGUCAGGGCAUGUUCAGUGCCAGCAAUGUGGCUUCUUUCAAAAAUUCACCAGACCAUCCUACUGGUGCCUACUGCAGCCAAAUGAACAGACCCUUGCAAGAUAUCCACCAGGGCCAGGUACAUCCUUCCACCUGUCAUAUCCCCCAGGGAAGCCUGGGAUCCAGGAUCCCUCUGCCUGGAAUGCAGCGCUUCACAGCCAGGGGCUUUUCUACAGAGGAUGCAAAGUUGCCCAGUCUGCCAGUGACCAUAGACACUCCAUAUAAUCCAGUAUUGUCACUGGAAGUACCGAUCAAGAUGGAAAAUGAAUCUGGGUCCCAGGAUAUAGUUGAUGCCAGCACAACUAGCCGGGUGUGGCUGGGAGCUAGCGACAUGGCCAGGAGACAUCUGGUCAGUUUCCCUGCCAGGAUGCACCUAAAAACAGAGCCUGACUAUAGGCAGCAGGUCUGUACCCCACACCUUGGUCAUGGUAUGCUGGAAACUAAUCCCCACAGCAGAGAUACUUUUGGAUCCUGCAGGGAGCAGGCUCCUUUCCUUCCUGCACAUUGCACAUGCCUGGAUCCAGAGCCUCCUCACCACCUCUUCAUGCGGGGCCACAGUGAAAGCCAGCACCCCUCUUUGGGCCAAGACUGCAGAGCUCCUAUUGUUAAGCGUGAGCCCCUGGACUCACAAUCAUUGGCUGCUCCUGGCCAAGUGGCUAUGCCCAGGAUAUUUCCUAAGAGUGCCUCUAUAACUGUGAUCCCACCCAAAUGCUCUGAUGGGAUUUUCCUACCCUAGAGCUGCUGCUCUGGUGGAAAUCUCAGUCAAUGGAUGAUACAAUAUGAUCAGAGAUUCUUCUAGUGAUGCUCUUUACAGAACUCAACGAGUGAGGCUGAUUCCCUAUGUGUAGUUGAGAAGUAAAGCACCUGAAUCAUAUAGAGCAUUAGAGGAUUCUCAUGCAUAAACCUGUCUGUUCAAGUGGAAAGCAUUUCUCUUUGAGAAAUUAAAGUGUUUAAGAAAGUAGCCAAUAGUAUUUUAUGCUGGGCAACCCCUAACUGAUGUGUCAAAGUGAUGUGCCCCUGGUGCCCAAUCUUGCUACAUCUCCUGCCUGUAUGUAGCAGAAGUUCUGAGGCUCUGAGUCAAAUCUGAAGCCACAUUUUGCAUAGUGGUGGUCGGGGAAACAUCCCAUCCCAUUUGGUGUUUUCUGUGGAUUUCUGAGUAUGGUUUAUGUACCUGUGUCCCUGCGCAUAUCACAUGGUAGAGGUCAUAGUGUCCAGGCCAGGAACCAGAGAAGCACAACAUACAGAAAAGGGUGAGCCACACUGAUGAGGAGGCAUUGUCCCUGACUGUUGUCUAUAGGGCUUUCAAGUAAGGGCAACAGUUCCUAGCCCAGGGAGACUUAGGGAAAAGGAAGGUAGCUAGUAUUUGUUUUGAAUUGUAAAGGCAAUGCACUCUGAUUGUAGGAAAUGUGGAUAUCAAAUAAAAAACAGAAAGGAUGGGUUGCCACAAACCAUUGGCAAUUGACUUAUGGCUGAUGGUGAAGGUGAGUGUUCUAGGAAAGGGCUCAGACCAGAAGUCCUGCUCUAUUAGCACAGGGUCCACUGAACAGGAAAAAAAAAACCUGCUGUGCUCUGCUCGCCUGUAUGGUACAGAUAGUCUUCCUCGGUGAUGAUCAUCCACCUCUGACGUUACUUCCCCUGAGGUCUUAGAAUGCUUGCUGGAGCUCAUGGCUAAUUCUACUAGGUAUUCUCUUCAAUACAGACUUCCUCUCCUUUACCUAUGGCUCCAGAAUACCAUUGCUCAGCUAUUGGCUUUGUGAAGAAGCUGUCUGGAAAAUGCCUAUCACCUUGUUAGAAGCAAGUUGGGUGGGCAGGACCAGGUCCUCUGCCCAGCUUUUGACCUGUCUGGCUCUCAAGAGGACUCACUGUGGGACAGGGAUAUGACUGAAGAUCUAGAACUGAGAAUACCCACUAUAGAGCCUAGGGACUUGUGUUCUCUUUGUCCCUCAGUCCACAGAGGCUUUUCAAAGGGCAAGACAGGACAUAUGAGGCAUGCUCAUACCUUCACUCCAGCUUCUCCAUUACCUGAAGCCUGAAGUCAGGAUGGUGUCCCAGCUCUGCACCCUGUGCCCAGCCACCUGUCUCCCUCCUUUACUUAAACUGUCUUAGUCCCACUUUACACAUUUCUGCCAAGCAUAGCUUACCCUGUGGUUAUUAAUGAAUAACAACAGGUAGAGUUUGAGUCUUCCUCAUCACUUCUUGUUCUAACCAAUGCCCAGUUCCCAAGGACAGGACAUGCUCAAACCACUCAAGUGUCUGAAAUUCUAGUAUUUCUCUCUGAACAUGAUUAGCUGUGUUCCUAUCCUCAUACAGACUCAGGAUCCAAUAUGCUUCUUAAACAAGGAGCAGAGAACACAGUAGACUGUUAUGCUCCAAUGUAUACAACAUUUCUCAAGCAUUUUGGAGCCAGUGGAAGAAACCUGGGAAAAGAGGCCAAGAAGAGGGAAUUCAGAGACAUAUUUAGGCAUGGUGAUGUAUAUUCCAGCACUCAAGAGGUCAGCAGUUUAAGCCUACACGAGAUCCCUCUCAAAUAAAAUAAAAUAAAAUGCAUUAUUACAUAUUUACUAAUUUUCGCUAAAUCCCCAUCCCCUUGCUACAUAACCAAAGAAGAGCUGUGCCCCCCUUCCCCCAAAGCCCAGUUGUCUCUGUUCACGUACUCUGAACUUUCAGAUGUACCUGCUGGACUGCUGCUGGGAUGAGUUACCAAAUGUGGAGUGUGGUCAGCUCAACUGGUACCUAGGCUUCCGUGCAGGUCAGGCUUUGUGGACACUGAGUUCUGCACUUGGAUGUCAGUUCUGCAGAUUUUGUGUGUUGGAGGGAUGCCACAUCACAUUGUAUCCAAGCUUGGAUACCUGGUGCCAACACUGUCCAAGGAAGCUCAAAUCUCCUACACUGCACCUUUGUUGCUCAUUCAUCACAAAUCCCCAGUCAACUUGCAUGGGAGGUGCACAGAGGUUACUCCUGCUUUAGGAUUUCACCAUCCACACUAACUAUAGGCUCACACUUUUGGUGAUAUUUAGCUUUUGCCCAUACGGCUAAAAAAUCAUAAUCAAAUAUAAUGAGAGAUGGGCUAAGAAGGAAUACAUACAAAGUGUCCUUUAUAUUUGCAGUUUCUACUAGAAGAAAGUCCUCAAGAUUUAGACUGGCCCAAUGAGCUUUAAACAGACAUACUACAGUGAAGCUUUCUGUGCUGUUUGCUCGGUGCUCUGUUUUA